This is a messenger RNA of Cucurbitaria berberidis CBS 394.84, 2925 nucleotides long. Its product is annotated as eukaryotic translation initiation factor 2C 2. The record is from RefSeq and is a predicted model, not a curated record. The coding region runs from base 1 to 2925 and encodes 974 amino acids. Lineage: Eukaryota; Fungi; Ascomycota; Dothideomycetes; Pleosporales; Cucurbitariaceae. The transcript has 7 exons. Gene Ontology annotation, molecular function: protein binding; RNA binding.
AUGGCCGGUCCACCAAAGAAGUACGCCCGAAACGAGCAGCAGUCUCAGGGCUCUUCUAAUGGCUCUUCAUCGGCUUCGCGCGAUCCCACCCAGCGUUCAAUUCCUCGCCUUGACGGCAACCGCGACCCCAUCGUCAAGGCCAUCGACUACACCAAGCCCACCGACCUGAAGAACAUAUCUGAGUUCCUUGGCAUCUCUGGCUGGUACACGGCUCGUGGUAUUGAAAUCCCGCAUGCGCUGCCGCAUCGCCCCAAAAACUUCAACCAGUACGGCAGGGAAUGUGGCAUCAUGCUCAACACCUUUAAUGUCGUCAAGACCCCGAACACGGUCGUUCAUCAGUACGAUCUCAACUACACCGGCGAUGCUCGCGAUUACACCAAGCGUGUUCUUCUCAAGAAGAUCUGGAACUCCAACCCUGUCAAGGCUGCCCUCGGCGAGCCUACCAACCUCUGGGUCUGGGAUGGCAACAGGCUUUCUUGGUCUAGCAAGCGUCUUGAUCGCGAAGACACCCGCAUCACAGUCGACCUCGAUGCCGAAGAGGGCCGGCCCACUAGGGAAGGAGCCCGCGGAAACAAGCAUACGAUUCACAUCCGCUGGACUCGCCAGGUUGACUUCAACCAUAUGCAAGCUUUCCUCAACGGCCAAGCAUCUUGGUCCACAGAGUGCAUUGAUACUAUCAACUUCCUCGACCAUGUCAUGCGCGAGUGGCCGUCUCAACAGUACACCCAAAUCAAGAAGUCGUUCUUCCAGCGCGGCGAGCAGCGCUUUGACCUUGGCGGUGGUAUUGAGGCCUUCAAAGGUGUCUUCGCAUCUCUUCGCCCCGUCCUCGAUGACAGGUUCCAGAAGUCCCUCUCGGUCAACGUAGACGUCGCCAACGGCACUUUCUGGCGCGCCCAGGAGCUUACCCGUGCUAUCGGUCAAGUCUUCAACUGCACUCCUCCUCAAUUCUCACAGCGCUUCAAGGAGGCUAAGCGCGACUGGAAGAACUCCAUCUUGAAGAAGGAUCUGCGUCGUUUCAAGCGCGUCGGUGUUUCUACUACCCAUACCAAAACCCCGACCCAGUGGACUAUCGACGAGUUCGUCAACAUGGACGCCAACGAGGCUACCUUCCCUGAUCCCGAUGAUCGCCAGCCCGAUGUCGAUCCUCGGCGCCUGAGGCAGAUCUCCGUUUCCAGCUACUUCAGGCAGAAGUAUAAUAUCAACUGCAUGCCGGGCGUUCCUGUUGUGAGGAUGACCAAGAAGAUUCGCAAGGGGCCUGUCUAUAUGCCCAUUGAUGUCCUCAAGAUCGACACCAACCAGCGAUACAACAUCAAGCUUUCCGACACGCAGACCUCCUCGAUGAUAAAGUUUGCUGUUACUCUCCCCCGGGAUCGUUGGGCUGCAGUGCAGCAGGGUGUCCGCCUUCUCAACUGGCCUAGUGAUCCGUACCUGAGGCACUAUGGUCUGCAGGUUAGCCCUAACGCCGCCAAGGUUAAGGCUCGUAUCCUUCCUUCCCCGACCGUCCACUUUGGUGCAGGCUCCAAGGAACCCACUAUCAAGCCUCAAGACCUCAUUGCAGGUCGCUGGCGUUUAGAUGGCCGAAAGUUCGCAAUCAACAACAAGGAUCACCCAGUAAAGGCUUGGGGCAUCUGCUGCAUCCAAGGUCGUGGCAGCCCUCCUGUUCAGGCGGUCGAGGCUUUCGCCCAGAAGUUUGUUCAAAUCUACGAGGGACAUGGUGGACUUAUCGUGGCCCAUCCCCAGCACGGCAAGAAGCCCUGGAUGGGUCCUGGCAACCUGAGUGAUGGUGGGGAGAUGGUCCAGAAGGUGUGGAACCAGACCGGCAAUAGAUACGCGAUGCCACCUAUGCUUCUGUUCUUCAUCGUCAACGACCGCAACGUCGAUGUGUAUCGCCGCAUCAAGAAGUCGUGCGACAUCCGAUUUGGCGUGGCUUCUCAAGUCCUUCAGGCUAAGCAUGUCAUGUCUGCCUCCCCACAGUACAUCUCGAAUGUCUGUAUGAAGGUCAACGCAAAGCUCGGUGGUGCCACAUCUGUGACGAAGUCUCAGCUAAUCCCCAAAGUCGCUCCGAGGUCCGCUUCAAUUCCUACCAUGGUUGUGGGUGCUGACGUCUCCCAUCCCGCUCCAGGUGCUGCAUCCACCGAGGCCGCUUCCUUCGCCGCCAUAACCGUCUCCUUGGAUCCGAAUUUCGUCAAGUAUUGGGCUGAGGUGCAGACCAAUGGCAACCGUGUGGAAAUGGUCACGACCGCCAACAUCGAUAACCACUUCGGGUACAUGGUGAAGAACUGGAUUCAGAAAAUCGGCCAGGGCAGGGCUCCUCAGCGCGUACUAUACAUCCGAGAUGGUGUAUCUGAGGGACAGUAUGCUGCUGUACUUGAAGAGGAGGUCAAGGACAUGAAGGAGUGCUUCAAGAAGUUGGGCUGCAAAGACAUGCCCAAGUUCACCGUUGUCAUUGCUGGCAAGCGCCACCAUAUCCGCUUCUUCCCUGACGCUGGCAAGGGUGACCGUAACAACAACCCUCUUCCUGGAACCUUGGUAGAGUCCGGUUGCACUCAUCCAUUCGAGUUCGACUUUUACCUCUGCUCGCAUGUAGCAAUCAAGGGUACAGCUCGCCCUAUUCACUACCAGUGCAUACUCAACGAAGGCGAGUGGGCGUCCGCAGAGUUGCAGCAGUUCAUCUUCGAGCACUCUUACCAGUACGUCCGAUCCACGACUCCGGUAUCACUUCACCCGGCCGUUUACUAUGCUCACCUGGCUGCCGACCGCGCUCGAGCCCAUCUCAAUGACAACCCCGUCUCCUCUGGCAAGAAGGAGUCCAAGGCCGACCAGCAGUCGUCCACUGGAUCCUCUUCCAAGCAGAACGUCGAGAUCGCCCCCCUCAUGGCUAUGCAGAACGCACGUGGCCUCAAGGAGGUCAUGUGGUACAUCUAG